Molecule: messenger RNA, 1844 nt
Organism: Haliotis rufescens (red abalone)
Lineage: Eukaryota; Metazoa; Mollusca; Gastropoda; Lepetellida; Haliotidae
Product: homeobox protein MSH-A-like
Exons: 3
Coding region: 148-1068 (306 amino acids)
Biological process (GO): regulation of transcription by RNA polymerase II; embryonic morphogenesis
Cellular component (GO): nucleus
Molecular function (GO): DNA-binding transcription factor activity, RNA polymerase II-specific; RNA polymerase II transcription regulatory region sequence-specific DNA binding
Source: RefSeq, a predicted model, not a curated record
CUAGUGACAUGUCUGUUCAUUAAAGUAAUUACAAGUGAAGUAUUUGACUUGUUAAGUCUGCGAAUCUUUACGGAAGAUCAAAAAAGGUUUGCAUCAGUCAUCACUUGUCAACAGCCAUCGUUGUGGAAGGAAGACCAAACCGUUACCAUGUUAUCAUCAUUUCUGUCGAAUACUUACAAUUACCAGCAUCCAGACAACUCGCAUCUUUUCUUCCCAACUCCGCUCAACGUUCCCCAGUUCGCAUACGGUAGACAGUCCAUAUUUCCCCCUUCGUCGACACCAUCUUCAUCAACAACACCGACGACACUAACGACGUCAUCAUCACCAACAGACGCCUGCAGCAUGGAGGUGAAGCAAGAAGUUGAGGGAGACUCCAUUCCUGUGGCAAACACGUCCUCCGCCACCAUAAAGUUCUCCAUAGAUAAUAUCCUGGGUCUCAAGUCGGAGGCGGUCAAGAGGGACGGUGGCGGUGGCAACGUUCCACAACAACCCAUGUGUGGAGACGAGGACGACAACGACGACAACCAAGGAGCUUUGGAUGAAGAGUCUCCUAGAUUCCCCUGGCUUCAGUGUACCCGUUACAAGCCACCAAAACUGCCAAGACUAAAGAAGAAGGACGGCGUGAAAAGGAGAAAGCUCGGCCGCAACCCACGUGUUCCCUUCACUCAGCACCAGGUGGCGGUGUUAGAAGAGAAGUUCCGCCGAACUCACUACCUCAGCAGUAUGGAUGUUGCCGAACUGUCGACAGCUCUCAACCUAUCGGACAACAGGGUGAAGAUCUGGUUCCAGAACCGACGUGCGCGUGAACGUCGUGACAGAGAGGCAGCGCAGACAUCAGCACUUUUCCCGCCUAAACCCUCCCAGCCACUAAUGGUGCCCUCAGUCACGUGGCCCAUCCCUUCCACCACGACCAACACGGCUUUCGCCCAACUCCGCACAGCCAUCCAGCAGAGUCGGGGGGGCUUCCUCCCCUCAGCGUUCAGCCUGUACCUCCCCCGUCCCGCGGGCCAGGAGGGGGUCAAGUGUGGCGUGGACACAGAUGACCGUGCGGACCAGUACUGUAGUUGAGGCAGGUCGAGACAAGCGUCGUACUCGAACUGAAAAUAUUUCUGUAUGUCUGCUGCUUUGAAAAAUAAAGGUAGUAGACAUGCAUAGACUUGUAUAUCUGAAUAAGGAGAUUCAGACUUAAUGGUACCGCCGUGACCAAGAGCAGUGGUGAAAAGAUGACAGCCGGUUGGUUCACCGUAUACCAAUUACAUUACAUAGAAGAGGACAACACAGUAGAUACUGUCAUGAUUGUAAGGGGCGGUCCGGUAGUCUAGUGGUUAAAGCGUUCGCUCGUCACGCCCGAGACCCAGGUUCGAUUCAUCUCAUGGGUACAAUGUGUGAAGCCCAUUUCUGGUGUCCCCCGCCGUGAUAUAGCUGGAAUAUUGCAAAAAGCGGCGUAAAACCAUACUCUCUCACUCACUCAUGAUUGUAAACAUUUGAAGGCCCCGGGGUAUACAAAUACAGACUCGAACAAUGACUAUGAAAUCAACACCACCAGAGGCCACGCUGUGCGUAAAUAUCUGUCCAGUAAUCCGUGUUAGCAAGGUAACAUGUCACCCGAUUCUACACCUGAAUACUGACUGCAGUUCUUGAAGCCGACCAGAGCGACCACCACGGGAACAAAUCAUGAACUUGUUUAUGCUGAGCCAUGAUUAAAACGAGUGUGUCUCGUGGGGAGCGGGGUGGCGUCAUCAGCAAUGAUGACAUUCCCAGAUCUGACGUGAUGAUCACAUGGUCAACAUGACAUCGAUGUCACAAGUAAGGCAUGAGAAACUGUCAGCGUAUCGUUUGUAAAU